Rotaria sp. Silwood1 is the source of this 3318-nucleotide messenger RNA. NCBI's taxonomy places the organism in Eukaryota, Metazoa, Rotifera, Eurotatoria, Philodinida, Philodinidae. The record is from the annotation of a GenBank genome assembly.
AUGUCAAUUAUGCGUAAAAAAAAUCGUACAAAAUAUACUGACGAUGACGAUGACAAUGAUAAUAGUGGUUAUUAUAAUCAAAAUAUUGAUUACUCAAUGAGUAAUAAUGUUAAAUAUUUAACACCAGAAAAAUAUCAUUGGAGACAACAUAAAGAAGUACCUAAUCGUUUGUCAAGAUCAUCUAUUGAUGAUGAAAUACAACUAGAUAAGAAUACUGAAUAUACUCUAACACCACCAAUAUAUCGUCUUAGACAAAUCUAUCCUGCUUUAUGGAAUUCUAAUGAAAACAAAUAUAAUCAUCAAGAUCAACAAGAAUCAUUUGAAGAUAUUGAUCAAAAUAAAGUAGACAUAUCGUAUACAGAGUAUCCUGUUAUGAUGGAAGAUUUUAUAUUAACAAAAAAACCAAUUGAAGAUGAUACUACUUAUUAUUAUAAACCUAAACAUACACAAGUAUCAUAUAGAUACAAAGGUGCAUUGAAUAAUUCUGAAGUUCCAGAACGUGCAAUGAAAAACAUAAAUGAAUAUGUUCCACAACCAAAUCGUAAUUUAUCAUCAAAUUCUCUAGAUGAUGAAAAAUUAUAUUCAAAUAGACCAUCAAUAUCAAAUAAUAUUGAUCAUCGAUAUCAAUCAUUUGCUCAUAGUAAUGGAUUCUCACCAACAAUCAUUCCAUUUUCACGUACUGUUCGAUCCACAACAGAUGAUAAUUUGAAUGAUUUUAUACCUACAAGUUUUCGUGGACAGAAUGGUUCAUAUUCUGUAUUUUAUCGAUCACCAUUAUCUUCUAGAGAAUAUCUUCAUGAAAAAAUUCCAUCGAAUAACGAUAAUUAUGUUUCAACAGAACUAGAUAGCAAAUAUUAUUUCGAAGUAACUGAUAUUGGAACAGCUACUGAUGGUCUUUCUUCAGAUCAAACACAGUUAAAUACAUCGAGCAAUAAUGGGAAUUCUUCUUUCCAAAAAGUACAUAAAGAAAAUCGAGAAUCAUUAUUUACAAAGCAAAGUUCUCGUAGUGAAAGUGAAACAUAUCGAGUUCGUCAACAAUCUAGAAGUUAUACAAAUGAUGGUAAAUAUGAUACAGAUAACAGUCCAACAAAUCAAAAUUCAACACGUAGUUCUAAUAAUAAAGCAUCAACAAAUCAUUCAUAUAUAAAUCCAAAUAGGCCUACUAAUUACAAUUCAGAUACUAUAAACAAUGAUCAAUCAUCAAAACGAUCAUCAUCAAUUCAAAAUAAUGAAGAUGAAAGUCAUCGAUCUACACCUCAACCUUCAUCAAUAAUUCGAAAAUUACAUGAAACAAAUCCACUCGCUAAUUCACAACAUACCGAAUAUGAAAAUGUUUUCAAUAAUACUGAACAUGAACCGAGUUUAUCUAAAAAAUCAAGUGCAAAACCAUCAACAAUACCUACUAAAACAGGUGAUGGUUCAGAUACUAUUCAUUCAGGUCUUACACCUCGUCGACCAUCUUCAACACCACCAACUGAUUUAGAUGCUGAAACAAGAAACGGUAGUGGACGUCAACAUCCACGUCCAACAUAUCCUAGAACACCAAGACCACCUCAUGAUAAUCAAAUGGAUGGAAACUAUGAUUCUGAUACAACAUCUGAGCCUACUCGUCGAAUUCCUCCAUCAAUAGUUGAAUCGAAAAAACCGAAACUUAUAGAUGGAUUUACUCAAUCUGAAGAAAGACCUACACGAAAUGUUGGUACAAUGCAUGAACCAAUUCAAACACGAAAUUUUGGUAAUGAAGUACAACCACAAUCAUCAUCAACACAAACAUCAUAUCCAUCACAUAUAAAACCAUCAAAAGAACCCUUUACUUUUAUAGAACGCCGUGAACCUAUUGAAGCACCAUGUACUAACUAUUAUCCUGAUUCAAGAAUAUGUGGUUCACCACAACAUGUACCUGAUGAUGUAUACUAUGAUCUAUAUGAUAAAAAACCUCAUGAACAUAUUGAACGUCGAUCUCCAUCACCAUCACCACCUCGACAAACAACUGAUUAUAUUUAUGAUGGACAUUAUCAUCCAUGUUAUCAUACACAAUAUAAAGAUCAUUCACAUCAUCAACCAAUUUCAUCAGAUGAUUAUGAUCGUUCUCAAAGAUCUCGUACUUAUUCUCCACCAUUACCACCAUCAGUAAUAUUACAUCGUCCUAUUACUAUACCAACUCAUGAUCGUAUACUAACACCAACACAUCGAACACGUACAGCAUCAUCACCACAACAACGACCUCGUAAACCAUCACCACAAUAUCGAUGUCAUACUCCAACGCCUUCACGUCCUUCACGUCAUGUUUCACCAAAUCGUCGACCACGUUCAACUACUCCACGUCAUCGACCACAUAUGCAUUCACAAGAAACAGAUACAAGUCUUGAUGCAAUGAGAAAACAACAUCAUACAGGUGUUCAAUAUGAACCUCGAUCAACACAAGAAAAAGGUACAACGCCAAGUAUACGAACAAGAAUACAACCAAUAAAUCAACGUUCAACAACAAUAAAUUCAUCAAUAUAUUAUCAAGAAAAAUAUCCUACAGCACAUCCAACAUUAACUAGAGAUUAUGAUCGUUCACGACAACAGUAUUGUAGAAAACCACCAAAUUACGAUGAUUAUAUAGAAGAUUAUUGUCGACACAAUGAAGAAGACGAAGAAGAAGAAGAAGACGAAGAUGAAACACCUUCAAUGCAUGAUCAAUCAACUAUGGCUGAACUUAUUGUUUAUUUAGAUCAUUAUACACAAUGUGAAUCACAACCAUUUAUGGCUGAUCGUUAUAUUCAAACAACACCAAUAGUAGAUGAAAAUGAACAACGAAAUAUACCUGAUUAUGCUGAUGAAUCAUUUAUUCGACAAUUACCACGUAGUGGUUCAAUAUCUAUUCAACAACCAAUGAUUAUACAACCAGAUUCAUUACCACGUCGACAACCAUCACGACCAUCACCAACACGUCCUAAACGUGAUGGUAUUGAUUAUACAGGAAAUAAUCUUGAAGUUUCACUUCAUCAUGGUUUACAACGAGUAUCAUCUAUACGAGAUUCACCUUUACUUAAUAUUGGUACUCAAAAUGUUCUAAAUCAACCAAUUGCAAAUGAAUAUGUUACUCCAUUUGAAACACGUUUUAUAUAUGAAUCAGAUACUACAUCAUCAAUGAGAUCGAGAAGUGAUCGUUCCGUUCUUGUACCUGUUCUUAAUUCAGCACGGACUCAUCUAUUUACUAGAAGUCCACCACGUCAAUCAAAAAGUAAUGGAAAUUUUUAUCUUUCAACUGCACCACCAUCACGUUCAACAAAUUCAUCAUUGCGUAUUGAUAUAGCAACUGAUAAAUCUUAA